CGUGGGAGGGAACUCCAGCCGCCAUCGCAGGAGCCGCGCGGAGAUGAAGAGGACGUCGGCAAACUCGUCGCACAGAUCAAGAAGAACCGCGGAUGCCGAAAACAUGCCAGGAGCUGGACGUGCCGGAAGCUGGGCAAGCGUCUCACGUUACCUCACUCAUUUCAGCUCCCACCAUCACCAUAAUCGCCUCGAUGCACACUCGCAAGGCAAAGCUUCCAAUCAACAAGACCAAGCCCUCCAUACCGUCCUUGAUCUCCUCAUUGAGUCUCUCGUCCUUAGCCCGCCUCUUGGCCACACUCCUCUCCAACGCCGCGAUUUUCCGGUUGAGCUGCUCCAGGCAGGCGGUCCCCUUUAGCGGGCGUGGUAUUUCCAGGCCCUUUUGCAGCGACUUGAAGUCGUCUCACUCAGUCCACCCUCCUCAACUACCCACGUAAUCCACCCUUCAUGAAGACCGACAAAUACCGUCUCCCGGGCCCAACCUCCUUCGUCUGCUCGCCGCGGCUCUGGAACCGGAAGCGGAGAAGCCGUUGUCAUUGUAAGCGCCAUCGUCCUUGUCGGC
Molecule: messenger RNA, 559 nt
Organism: Zymoseptoria tritici IPO323
Lineage: Eukaryota; Fungi; Ascomycota; Dothideomycetes; Mycosphaerellales; Mycosphaerellaceae
Exons: 1
Coding region: 93-434 (113 amino acids)
Source: RefSeq, a predicted model, not a curated record